This is a messenger RNA of Porites lobata, 1311 nucleotides long. Lineage: Eukaryota; Metazoa; Cnidaria; Anthozoa; Scleractinia; Poritidae. The record is from the annotation of a GenBank genome assembly.
GGCUCAAAGUCUGGCGUGGAAGAAGAGAAUGGGCCUACUUGCUUUAUCGGCUGGUCUUACAAUUGGGGGUAUCGUGGCAGUUGUUCUCACUGCUGGUUUUCAUGUCCUUUGUUAUUGAGCGUUAUCAGUGGUGGGAUAAAUUCUUUAAGUGAGACCAUUAGCAAGGAGGCCGUCUUAGAUGGGUGUAAUGUUAAACAGUGGCUAUUGUCAACAGGUAUUGGAUGUCUUCUUGCGUCUCUUCCGGGUGGAGCGGCCAUAGCAACAUCCCUUAUUUUGAAGUCUGCAGCCCUCUCAGUUAGUGAGUUCACUGGAAUUAGAAUCGCCAUUGCUGCUGGCUGUGCUACUGCUUCAUCCCUCGGCACGGAUGCGAAAAAAUAUUUCAUCGAUGGCCGCGAGAUCACCACUAAGCAGGCUGUCUGUCACGCAACUUGUCAAUGUGCCGCAGCCGUUGCUGCAACUCUUGUGGGGGCUGGUGUUGCCAAGGCUAUGCACCUCGGUUCUCAAACUACAGCAGCAGCAUCCGACCUUGAGGGAGCAGUGGGGGACAUGAGCGAAGGGGCUUCAACAAUACUAGAAAAUGUUGAGGGAGUAGUCGAAGAAAUUAGCGAACAGAGUCCAUCGAUGUUUGAUCAAGCAAGGUGCUUGUUGGAGCAACUUCCAGUUCCGUCAACCUCAAAAGUCACCAGAGUUUUGAUUGAAAAAGGUGGCGAAUUGGCAGAAAAGCUCUCAGAUGAUGCUGAAGAGCUUCCAGACGAAAUUUUUUCCCUACAGCCCGACGACGUUGUUAUUGAGAAAGCGUUUGAGCUUGUAAAAAAGUUCACACAACAAAAUGUUGAUCUGCAAAAUCUGACCUAUAAAGAGGGCAACGGAGAUGACUCUGACUCAGAAUGUACCCAAGAAGCAGUUGGCGCGCAAAUGACUGAAAAUCAUGAAUCAUUCAAUCAGAGAGGUGGACUUAUCAUGUAUAUAUGUAAUGGUUGGUGGUUGCCUGCAUUAUCCCAAAUGAUUGUAAGCUACAUACAAGACGACAAAGAGGUUACAAAGAAAGUCAGAGGGAAUAGAAAGCAAAUUAAACUUACUGAAAAUGCGAAGGAAAUAAAAGUCCGUUUCAAAAUUUGGCGACCCACCUCUGGCUGGGGUCAUGUUAAUAAGUAUAAUCGUUUCGCAAGAUGGUGGUGUCAGCCAUACGAGCCACAUGUAUUCCACUACCCAACACCAGUGACUCGCACGUUUACCAUCGAAGGUACUCUGUGGUGGGAAGCGGUGAUGAAAGUAACAGACGAACAUCACAACGAAAAAGAGGACAUAUAA